AUGAGUUUCUUCUCUAAUCUGCCGGCAACGGCUACCUCUAACAGUGGGGAGGGAGUAUCCUCGUUAUUCCCGACUAUAUUUGAAAUAGUUUCCUCACAAGAGAUAGAUGAGCUCUUGCCAGCAUCAAUACGUUACAUACUCACGAAUUACUGGAUCUCCAGAUACCCCAGUUGGACAACAUUGCAAGUGAAUAACUACUUUGAAGAAUGGUUUGGCGUCGGAGUACAAGGUCUUGUUGAAUGGUACCAUAUCGACAAGUAUAACUCCACAUUUGUAGACAAAUUUUAUGGUUUGCAACGGUUUAACAAUAGUGACCCAGUAUUAACGCAGGCACAAGCUAUAAGGCAGGCACGAGAGGCAGGUAACCCAAAUUUACAAUGGCCUAAAUCCUUACAGCUGACUAAUGGACAGAAAAGAGUGGUGUUUUUACAGAAGAUAAUUUUACCAUAUAUCAGUCACAGACUUUCUGAAGUCUAUAAUAAACUAAAGUCUAGAAUUGCCAUGUUAUCCACCGAGUUAGAUGAUGAGACUGGUGGGGCAGAUAAAAAGACCAAGUUAAAGAGAUUUGUUAUAAAAUGGUUUGUCAGACUUUACCCUUUGUGGAACAGCUUAACAUCUUUGUUAAACAUGGUUGUUAAAUUAGCAUUUUUGACCGGUAGAACUGGUUCUAUGACUUUCUUAGAAUACUUAUUCAAGAUAGAAUAUACAAGAAUGACACUACCACUGGAGAAUGGUAGUAUUUCACCUUCUAAAACGCUCAAAAAUAAUGAAAGGCCAACUAGAACAAAUAUGUCCUCUAUCAGAGGCAUUUUUGAGUCCGCUAUUGGUUCAUUAGGAGGUAUGGCGGGACUUACAGGUUCUCAGUUAUUCCCUGCAUUCAUAUUUAUGUUACGAGUUUACCAAUGGUGGAACACUGAAGACCUUACGACAAAAUUACAGAAAAAACUUAACGACAUAGAUAAAGACAUACCAAGACCACCAAACGCGCACAUAUCAGAAGAAGCAUCUAAUGAUAGUUUUGAAGACUCUGAAAUGAGUCAGAUCUCUGAAAAAAUAGGCACUAAAAAGAGUGAUAUUUGUCCAAUAUGUAAAGACUCCAUCGAGAAUCCUUGUGUCCUUGAGACUGGUUACGUUACGUGUUAUGCAUGUGCAUUAGAUUAUAUCCCCAAACAUGAAGGUCGCUGCCCUGUGACUGGUAAGCGUCUUCUUGGGUGCCAAUUUGAUUCUGAAAGUGGAGAAUGGAAAGUUGUUACAGGUAUCAGAAGACUUCUAGUAUAA
Molecule: messenger RNA, 1278 nt
Organism: Nakaseomyces glabratus
Lineage: Eukaryota; Fungi; Ascomycota; Saccharomycetes; Saccharomycetales; Saccharomycetaceae
Gene: PEX12
Product: ubiquitin-protein ligase peroxin 12
Biological process (GO): protein import into peroxisome matrix; protein monoubiquitination
Cellular component (GO): peroxisomal importomer complex; peroxisomal membrane
Molecular function (GO): ubiquitin-protein transferase activity; zinc ion binding; protein binding
Source: RefSeq, a predicted model, not a curated record